CGUUCGCCGCCGGUGACUGUCAAACAAGGCAAACUGUCAAUGCUUUUAUGUCGAGUAUAAAAUUUAUGAGUUUUUUUCUCGAAUGCCCCUGGAUGCAGUUGCGAAUAAUAUUUAAGUUAUACAAAUAACGUUAUUGAUUUUCAAAUUUUUAUUUAUAUUAUCGUGUUUAUAGAUAUUUUACAAAAUUGCUUCCACAAUGACAGUCACGCGGGUGGCAGAAUCCCGCACCGAGUUUAAAUUGAAGAGUUUGCCAGAAGAUUGCAUAUCUAGUGUGAAAUUUGCACCGAAAUCGAGUCAAUUUCUGUUGGUUUCAUCAUGGGAUUGUACAGUAAGGUUAUACGACGUGACUGGAAAUAUAGAACGACAUAAAUAUACUCAUGAAUUGCCAGUACUCGACGUUUGCUUUCGGGAUGCAGUACAUUCAUACAGUGGUGGCCUGGAUCAAAAUCUCAAACUGUAUGAUUUAAAUGCCAGUACUGAAACAGUGCUUGGUGAGCAUAAAGGAGCAAUUCGGUGUGUGGAGUAUGCAACUGAAGUGAAUGCAGUACUCACGGGCAGCUGGGACGGCACUGUCAAAAUGUGGGACAGCAGAGUGCCAAAUUGUGUCGGGACUUAUAACCAGGGAAAUGAGAGGGUGUACACAAUGAGUAUAGUGGGCGAAAAGUUUGUUGUGGGUACUUCAGGACGCAAAAUCUUUGUAUGGGAUGUACGUAAUAUGGGCCAUGUGAACCAACGACGAGAGUCCUCCUUGAAAUACCAAACUCGUUGCAUUCGGGUGUUCCCCAACAAGCAGGGUUAUGUACUGAGCUCGAUAGAAGGCCGUGUUGCUGUUGAAUAUCUAGACAGCAACCCUGAAGUGCAGAAGAAGAAAUAUGCAUUCAAGUGUCACAGGAUCAAAGAUGGUGGUUUAGAAAAGAUCUACCCAGUGAAUGCAAUAAGUUUCCAUUCCGUAUACAAUACAUUUGCGACGGGUGGCUCCGAUGGUUACGUCAACAUUUGGGACGGUUUUAACAAGAAACGUCUCUGCCAGUUCCACAGAUACAACACUGCCGUGUCCUCCCUUAGCUUCUCUCAUGAUGGGUCAGCUCUAGCAAUUGCAUGCUCGCAGCUUGAUGAAACCCAGAUAGAGGAUCCUAAGCCCGAGGACACCAUUUAUAUAAGAUAUGUGACUGAUCAGGAAACUAAGCCGAAAUGAGGGCCAGGCUUUGCUCAAUAGAAAAUAUGACUUGACUAUUUGAUAUAUACGAUUGACCUUAAUGACUUAAUAUAUUAAUAAAAAAAUAAAUACUAAUGACAAUGGUUUAAAAAUCUAAAUCUAUGCAUAUGUCCAAUUCAUAGAAGUGAUAUGGUAGAUAAAGUGUAAAUACAAUAAGCAAGCAGGGAGUCAAUCGGUUAAGUAGGUAACAGGUAGUAUUAUGUUUUAAAACAGAAUCUAUAUUUAGUAAAGAGGACUAAUAAGCAGAAGGAAACUGACCGAUUCUAAAUUUACCUGAAUUUAA
Galleria mellonella (greater wax moth) is the source of this 1499-nucleotide messenger RNA. It is a transcript of the gene Bub3, whose product is annotated as mitotic checkpoint protein BUB3. Lineage: Eukaryota; Metazoa; Arthropoda; Insecta; Lepidoptera; Pyralidae. The coding region runs from base 197 to 1195 and encodes 332 amino acids. Gene Ontology annotation, molecular function: ubiquitin binding. The record is from RefSeq and is a predicted model, not a curated record. Gene Ontology annotation, cellular component: kinetochore; bub1-bub3 complex; mitotic checkpoint complex. The transcript is spliced from 4 exons. Gene Ontology annotation, biological process: mitotic spindle assembly checkpoint signaling.